UAGCAACUAUCUUUCCUGUCUUCUAAUCUGCGCCACCUUUCCUAUCCUUCACCCACUCCACACGACACACAUAUAACCCCCUUCUCUCUCUGUUCAAUUGCAGUGCGGAUGGUUCAUCUUUUAUCGUUUACUCUCUCUUUGUUUCCUUUUGAAGAGAUUUUUAAGCUGUUUAUCUUUUCUCUUGAUAAUAAGCUCUAACGGCAGGAAAAACAAAAGGAGGGAUCUUUUGAAGUGGAAAAAAAGAGAGAAUAAGAUCAGAUUUACAUCUUUGUUGGUUUUUUUUUUGUUUACUUUUUAUUUAUUUGGGUUUGGGAUAUGAAUUGUGAGUUUUUGGUUUGUUCUUCACAAGGAUCUGUUUUAAGCUUUUGGGUUUUGUUUUUGAGUGUUUAGAGAAAGGGAAAUGGCUGGAAGUAAUGAAAUCAACCUCAACGAGUGCAAGAUGGUGGUUCCGCUAAAUACAUGGGUCCUUAUCUCCAACUUUAAGUUGGCCUACAAUCUUCUUCGUCGACCGGAUGGCACAUUCAAUCGUCACUUGGCAGAGUUUCUUGACCGCAGAGUCCCUGCUAAUUUGAAUCCAGUUGGUGGGGUUUUCUCAUUUGAUGUGCUCAUUGAUCGUGGUACGGGUCUCUUGAGUCGGAUUUAUAGACCCGCAAGUGCUGAAGAGCCUCAGCCUAAUAUUACUGAACUCGAGAAGCCUGUUACAGAGGAGGUUGUCCCUGUUAUAAUUUUCUUUCAUGGUGGAAGCUUUGCACAUUCUUCGGCAAAUAGCACGAUAUAUGACAAUCUAUGCCGGCUAUUGGUAGGUAUUUGCAAGGCUGUUGUAGUCUCUGUGAAUUAUCGACGUGCUCCUGAAAAUAGAUAUCCCUGUGCUUAUGAUGAUGGGUGGACUGCUCUUAAAUGGGUUAACUCUAGAUCAUGGCUUCAAAGUCGGAAAGAUUCAAAGGUUCAUAUAUAUUUGGCUGGGGAUAGUUCUGGUGGUAACAUUGCACACCAUGUUGCUGUUCAAGCCGUUGAAUCAGGAAUCGAUGUAUUGGGAAAUAUAUUGCUCAAUCCAAUGUUUGGUGGACAAGAAAGAACUGAAUCUGAAAAGCGUUUAGAUGGGAAGUACUUUGUCACUCUACGAGACAGGGAUUGGUAUUGGAGAGCUUUUCUUCCUGAAGGUGAAGACAGAGACCAUCCUGCAUGUAAUCCAUUUGGUCCCAACGGUAGAAGUCUUGAAGGAAUCAAAUUUCCAAAGAGUCUUGUUGUGGUUGCAGGCUUUGAUCUUAUUCAAGAUUGGCAAUUGGCUUUCGUCGAAGGACUCAAAAAGGCUGGCCAGGAGGUUAAACUCUUAUACAUGGAACAGGCGACGAUCGGUUUCUACUUGUUGCCAAAUAACAAUCACUUCCACAUCGUUAUGGAUGAGAUAAGUAAAUUUGUGAGUUCUGACUGUUAAUAGAAUUAACUUUACCUACAGGCAGCAGUGAAUGACAGGAGCUUGACAUUCCACUUGUGGCAAUUAAGAAGUUUGCGGUUUAUGAUCUCGUACUAAUCAUGGUGUUAUUCGGCUUUGCUUUUUCCUGAUUUAUAGACUACCAAGCUUGCCUAUAUAGUGAAGAAGAGGAAUUUCAGCAUGUAGCUGGAUCGAUAAGUGUUCUGGUCUGCAUUUGGUGAAAAAGCUUAUGGCAAUUAGAGCCUUUUGACUAUAUUUGGCAGACCAAUAAUUUUAAGAAUACAAAUUCCAGCGUCUUGCCCCAAAGGAGAAGAUGAGGACAAUAUAUGGAUAAUAUUUGGUACAUGAUCAAGGGAUCGGUGCCUGCUUAAUGUUAUAUAUGCUAAUUUUAGAACAUGAAUUAGAAAGGUUCCGUGGUGUUGUGACCCUGUAUGUCUAUACAUAUAUGUUUUAGUAUAUAAAAGCAUGUUGCUUGAAUUGGUUUCAGCCAUUUUGUCUUUCAUCUUUGUUUUUGCCUACUGUUAGAUCUUUCCUUGUUUGGUACUUUACUAGGAAAGUGUAAAUACCACUAUGUUUUUAUAAGAUUGAGAAAUUUUGGAUUAGAGAUUUCUUUUUGCUUCAAA
This is a messenger RNA of Gossypium arboreum, 2055 nucleotides long. RefSeq names its product gibberellin receptor GID1C-like. The record is from RefSeq and is a predicted model, not a curated record. Bases 401 to 1435 code for a protein of 344 amino acids. Gene Ontology annotation, biological process: floral organ morphogenesis; positive regulation of gibberellic acid mediated signaling pathway; raffinose family oligosaccharide biosynthetic process. Gene Ontology annotation, molecular function: hydrolase activity; gibberellin binding. Gene Ontology annotation, cellular component: nucleus; cytoplasm. NCBI's taxonomy places the organism in Eukaryota, Viridiplantae, Streptophyta, Magnoliopsida, Malvales, Malvaceae. The transcript has 2 exons.